AUGGUAUUUAGACCAACGAUAGCUGCUAAACUAUCGGCAUCCCUGUCCGUAGGUCUAGGUUUUAUUGAGGCUGGAAUCACACUUACUGGUUACAUCAUGAGGACAAAAUUUCCUCUUUCUCUUGAAAUCGCCUAUGGAAAACUACCUGUUACAGAGAUAAAAGCACUGGAUCUAGAGAUAAUCCCACUUGAGUUAAAGUUAGAAGCUUUUGUCAAAAUCCUUUUCUUCAUCGAUAUAAGAACGACUCUGUGGCACUGGACAGCUCCAGUAUUUAAAUAUAGAGUAUUGGAAAAAAUAAAUAAUAGAGGGGACAAAUUUCCACCACGAUUUCCAAGCUGUCCAUCAUCAUGUAGAAAUUACCACUCAAAGAGCACUGCUUCUGUACCAAGUUGUGUGGUUAGCCAACUACAAGGACGACACCCAGUGGAUACUGCCUUCAAUUUAGAGGUGCAAGCUGAAAGUGAUACCAGUGAUUUAACUAUCCAUUACUCAAUUGGCAAACACCCAGGUGGGAAAAAUGUAAUGGACUGGACACUAAUGCGUGGAUCUACACAAAUGAUACCAGCUCAACUGCCAAAUGGUAUUCCCUUAUACUGGACUGUUCGGGUGAAAAACAGCCAAGGUUUAACUAGCUAUGCACAGUGUAAACUUGACACAUACGAUAAUACCCUGCCUGCUGGUAUGGUUGAAGCUUGCUAUCAUUACACAAGUCAUCCUAACACCGUAAGUGCAAAUAUUGUUGUAUUUGAAGACUCACCCUUGUUACCAGUACACAACAUAUCUCUUGGUUACAGUCCUGGACAAUAUGGUAGAGAAGUUGCAGAUGAUACGCCUUUUUCCUUUGACUCAAACAAAUUAAAAUAUUUUAGUUCACCAAAAUCUGGAAAUAUUACGGCAAAUCCCUCUUAUCCAAACCGCUGUGAUGGUAGAUCAUAUCAGAAUGAUGAAACACUUGGCACUCGCCAUAUCUACUUCAAAGAAUAUAGUGUGACGCUGGAACAUGGAGUACGGUACUAUAUCAAUGCAUACAUCUACAACACGCUGGGGUACUAUGCUUACCUUCUGUCAGGGGGAACUCUUGUUGAUUUUACUCCACCAGAGCCCGGGCUUAUUCUAAACAACAUAGAAGAUGUAUUUGUGAACGAUGGGUGCCGUGCAGCUAUCACACAGAGAUGCAGGGAGGUGACCUGGAAACCAAACCACAGAAAAAUAAUUGAUGGACCUGGCAGUAAAACCGUGUUCAAUGGUCACAGACCAUUAGAGGAUGCAUUGUAUUCAAUGGCAAACAAUUAUAUCUCAGCUAACUGGGAUGGUUUCCAUGAUGAUGAAAGUGGUGUUUGGGGAUACACUUGGGCUGUUGGGACUCGUGUUUGUGGAAAAGACAUAGUUGCAUUUGUGGAUCCAUUUUCCAAUUCACUUAGCCCAAAAAGCUGGACGUACACUGGAUUUGCUAAGGAUAUUUUCAUCCCAGAUGGAAAAUACUAUGUGACAACUCAAGCAAUCAACUCUGUGAUCCACGGAGGAGCACUUGUGACAACGGUUUGCCAUUCCACACCAAUCACCAUUGAUACAUCACCUCCACACUUCUAUGAAGUUGGUGAUUUGCUGUUUGAUGAAGAUUUUGACAUGCUGGGAGUUUACUACAAUGUAUCGGAUACUGAAUCAGGAAUCGCUAGGGUCGAUUUUGGUCUGGGGAAAACAAAGUAUGAUGUCAUGAUCCGAUCAUACUCACACCAUGCUUUCAUGGACAGAGCUAACCCAUAUUUGGUCUUAGAAGAUUUGAGACUUAAACCAGGUGUUCAAGCAUGGGUGCGUCUUCGAGCAGUUAACAAAGCUGGCCUCAUUACUGCAUCUCAUGGUAAGCAGCCUAUACUGAUUGACAAAACGCCACCAAUAUAUGGACAUGUUUACGACGGUGAUCAGCUCAAAAUGGAUUUGAUGUACCAGGCAGACAGUAACAAAAUAUGUGCUCAGUGGAUCGAUUUCUCUGAUCCAGAGUCUGGCAUUGCAAGGUAUCUAUGGGGUGUUGGUAGAAGUCCAAACAGUGACGACAUUGUCAAGUACACAAAUUUCUCGUAUGAGCUGAAGUCUUCAUGCUCUUCUGCCGUACUGCAGCACAACACGUCUUACUUCUCAACUGUUAUUGUGUACAACAGAGCAGUGAACCAAAAACACAUCACAGCUCUUUCUGAUGGAGUGUUGGUUGACACUACUACACCAAUUCAUGGGUGGAUACAUGAUGGUGAAAACAAACGGGAAGACAUGAACUACAGUUCAGAGACAGCCACAAUAAAAUCUGUAUGGGAUAACUUCACAGACCCAGAAAGUAAAAUAGCAGAUUAUUCUAUUAAAGUGUUUGUCAAUGGUCAACUACAAGGCACCUUUAAAGUUGGGAGAGAGACAUCGUUUACAGACCAUUCGAUUGCCACAAAGCAUGGAGAUAAAGUUAAUGUCGAGCUUGAAGUUCAAAAUGGUGCUGGGUUAACAACUGUAAAGCAGACAGAUGGAUAUAUUGUUGAUGAAACGCCACCACGCAUCGUUCGUUCUGAUGACAUGUCACAGUUAAUGUAUCAGACUGAUAACUCAUCCUUGUAUUUCAAAUGGGAAUUUGCCGAUUCAGAAUCAAAGCUAAAAGAAUAUCGGUAUAAAAUAUAUGAAGAUCAAGGUGGGUUAAAACAUAAGUUUUUCCCUGUUUAUAAGGAUUACAUAUCAGUCGACUUGAGGAAAUGCAAAUCAAUGGAAAAAGACAAAAAGCUUGAAAAUCUAACACUUCAAAAUGGUGCUAGAUAUUUUAUUCACGUGACAGCAAUUAAUAAUGCUUUGAAGUCAACAGUAGUUGAGCAACGUGGAAUCAUUGUCGACACUACUGCACCCAAUGUGAAACAGGUUCUAAUCGCAAUGCCUGGUGAUGAGGAAGACAUUAAUGAUGACCAAACAUCUGUUGUUCAUAUUCAAGGAGGAGACUUGCAUGUUUUUUGGAAAGCUAGUGAUCCAGAGAGUAAUGUUGUACAAUCCUCCAUUUGUAUCGCACUUAACGAUGAUAAAUGCUCUAAGGAUACACAUUUCAGAUCUGUUGGAAUGGAAAUGUCAGCAAGGAUAGACGGAGCACAACUAAAUGUAACUUCCAAAACACAGCAUUACUAUGUCUUUGUCAAAGUAAUAAAUGGAGCCUCAUUAACAGCCACGGCGCAAUCAAAGAAAAUCACUGUAAUAAAGGGUGAUGUGCCUGGUGAUGUAUUUGAUGGAAGGAAUGUAUAUCAUGAUGACAAUUUUCAACGUGACAAAUCAUCCAUUGCCAUAUCGUUCUCUGGUUUUGAAAGUGAAGCGUGUGGAAUAACCAGUUAUGAAUGGGGUGUAGGUACACAUCCUUUCGACACUGAUAUUCUUUCAUACACAAACUAUGGAUUGGUAGUUGUAAAUUCUACCUCAGGGUUUGCUCAAAUACACAACACAAAUUUUGAUGGUGUUAAAUACUUUGCAUCUGUUCGAGGAAAAACUGGUAAUAAUUGCCCCAGGGACUAUGUUGUAUCAUCAUCCGAUGGAAUUAUAGUUGAUAACAUUCCACCAAUCAUUUCAUUCCAAUAUGAAGAUGAUGAACCCCUUGACCAUAAUCACUACAAACUGGCGAAAUCAUCCUCAUUUGGUAUAUUUUGGAAUAUAACAGAUACUAUUGACAUUGACAGAUAUGAGUGGACAAUGGGUAAUGUGACUUUCAGAAAGGAAAAUGUAUUAAUCUUGUAUAAAGCUAAGGAUAGCCUAAACAUAAGCAGGACCUCUCUUACUGAGGGAGAUACUAAAUUUUUGACAAUACUUGCAAUUGAUAAAGCAGGCAACAUUGCAGAAAAGUCAUCAUCACCAAUCACGUAUGAUUCCACUGAACCCUUUAUAAACAAUUUCAUAUGUUCUACUGUCAUAUCUCAUGCACAGUCAAAUGUUAUAUGUUCAUGGGAUGGUAUUGGCGAUGCUGAAAGUUCAAUCGGUGAUUUCUUCAUAUCCGUGGAAAGUGAGCCUUUACUCUUUGACAUCAUGUCACCUCUGAAUUUAUCAAAAUUAGACCGAACAUGGAAUCGAGAAUUGAGAGAUGUAAUACAAAAUGACAUGGACAAAUUAUUCAUAACUGUAACUAUCAUCAAUAAAGUACGACUUAAAACCGUGAAAAGUAGAAAGGUCAUCAUAGACAAAACACCACCAGAAGUGGGAUAUGUUCACAUCGUUACCACCAUUAACGAUGCUGAUAAAUCCAUCACACAGAGAUGUCAGAUCCCAACUUCGUACAUUAAUAUUGAAUUUGACGAUUUUCAAGAUAAGGAAUCUGGAAUAGACAGAUAUGAAGCAGCAGUGGGGCGUAUCAAAGGAGGAGCAGAUAUAAAAGAGUUUGUUGCUGUGUACCUAGUACAUGGCACUGCCACUCUGCAAAAUCUUCACCUAAUUGAAGGAACGACUGUGUUUGUUACCUUGAAGGUUUACAACAGAGCUGGACUUUACACCAUGGUAUCAACAGAGGCUAUAUCAAUUAGUCCUAAUGCUCAUGUUGUUGUGAUUGAUGGGUCCACAUCUAUGGAUCAAGAUACACAAACUGAUCUUUCAGGAAUGCAGGGUCACUGGUCAUAUUCCCAGCCAUGCCCUGCAUUGAAAGUCGAUUGGGCAAUUGAAGACAUAACUGGUAAAAUAGUAAAACGUUUUGCACCAGUUCCUGAUAAACGUUCCCAUUUUUACAAUGAUGAAUUACAUCUUGAAAACAUGAAAACUUACAUCAAUGUGGUUAGAGUAGUUGAUGCCAUGAACAGGACACGAAUUGGGCGUUCAGAUGGUGUUUCAAUUCGAAUUCAACCACCCUAUCCUGGUUUUGUUAAUGAUGGUAUGGGUGAAGAUAUCAACUUUCAACAGAGUGAUAAUACCCUAUCAGCCAAUUGGCAUGGAUUUGGCCAUAACAACACAAAGAGCCCGUCGCAAAGCAUUGAACAUUACGAAGUGGCAGUUGGAAAUGACAGAAGAUAUGCAGAUACCAGAGUUAAUAUGUUGUACUAUCAAAAUGUAGGAUUGAAUCAGUCCAUCAUAUUCCACAACCUGCAGUUGACUAAAAAAACAGAAAAAUAUUACAUAACUGUCAGAGCAUACAGCAAAGCUGGGAGUUUCCAAGAGGCAUAUUCAAAUGGUGUAAAAGUUGGAUAUAUAGGCACAAUUAUAGCUGGAACAAUAAAAUGUCCUCGAGCUCAUUCAUCAACAGAUAAUCUUGCAGCAUCAUGGUCUGGGAUUUACUCUGAUAUCGGCAUACGGAAUUACCUUAUUGGUAUUGCAACUACUGAACCUCAACAAAAUAUUGGCAAGAUGUUUGUUUGUACUGAUAUGGAUAACAUGAACAUUUCAGCAAAUAUCCAUGCAUUUAUUAAUGUUCGACUCAACACUAAGCAUAAUUUAACUGGCCUAUCACUGACCCAUGGUUUCUCUUACACUAUGCUUCUUAUUGUAAAUGAUGAAGCUGAUAUGUGUCUGGCGAUGCAAAGCCACCCAUUUAUUAUUGACACAACACCACCAACAAUUGGCAACAUUCGAAUAGAAGGAGAAAUUAAUGAAAAGGUGAUGUACUCAAAUGUAUUGGAUGAGAUCACUGUCUACAUGGAUGGUGUUGAAGAUAAAGAGAGUAAUAUCGAGUUUUAUACUGUAGCUUUAGAUGAAGGGAAAAAGUGUACGCAUGAUGGACAGUUAAUCAAUGAAACACAAACAAUGAUAGCUAAACAAAAACUAAUAGAAGAUAAUGAAACUGUAUUUAAUAACAUAUUACUAAACCCCAACCAAGUCUAUUUUAUUUCAGUUGAAGCCCACAACAUGGCUCAUCUUACGACAAGUGUUAUUUCAAGGCCAAUUAAAAUAGACAAGUCGCCACCAGUUGCUGGUACAGUUCAUUCUGGAUCUAACUGGGGAACAUCCAUACAUUUCCAACAUGAACGAGACGUCAUCCAUGCAACAUUGGCUGUUUCCCAUUAUACUCAGUCAGUGGUAUGUGACAACGAGAUGUCUCUAGCUGCAUUUAAGAUAUUUGAUGAUGACGAGUUUUUAAAGGACAAUGUGAUCAAUGAUACUCAGCAGACUCGCCUGCUGGUCCAUCACGAUUCUUCUCUAAAACGGAUAGAAAAGGGAGCAGUGUCCUUCAAUAACAUAAAACUAGCUGAUGGAAACUAUACCGUCACUGUUAAGCCUGCUGCAGGGACUAAUAUAUUGACUGGAAUAAGUUUUACAUCUAAAGACAACUACAUCUGUCCUCGAUAUAUGAUCGGCAAUUUGUCUCAAUAUGCUCUGAAUGCAUCACCAGAUAAUGAAAGUUAUCCAUUUAUUAAUUAUGGAUAUAAUUUUGGUGUUCUCAUACAACGAUAUGAUAAUAAAUCAAACAUAGUCGAUCAUGGAAUAAUGUGGGUCCAAGAUAAAUUCAGCAUGCAUUAUUACAAAACACAGAUUGAUGUGGAAACAGAAACGCAUGAUUUCACAUUUAUGCUACAGAAUAAAAGCGUGUUACCAAUAACCAGCUGGGAUUUACAGUUUCUGAUUGAUGGACAACAGUCAGUAAUAUUUAACGGUUUAAUAUUUGACACUGAUCUCAGUUUGGACCUCUUCACGUGGAAUGCGAAUAAUUAUGUUCCCCCUGUUGUAGAUCCAUUCUCCCCCUUUAAAACCGAAGCCACUUUCACAAAAAUCAGAGUACCCAAACAUCAUAAACCUUUCUGUAUGUAUGGGUCUUCCUUUUCUGAUAAUGAAAGUGGCCUUAAGCAUAUAUGGAUUGGUUUGUCGGACAGUAAGAAUCAGACUGCAAACAUUGUCCCUUUUCAGUUACAGUCCUCAUUCUGUAACCUAUAUGACAUGUCUUGAAACCCAAUUACCAGGAUGUGUGCAACCUUCCUCGGUGGUGUUACUCCGAUUACAUUAGCUUUACACAAUAUCACGCUUGUUUCAGCCAGUGAAAGUAAUGCAACUAAAUUUACAAAUGUUGAUGAAGCUUUUUCUAACUUUGACCCCUCUAACUAUUUUGUUGAUAUUAAAGUUGAAAAUUAUGCAGGUUUAGUGACUUAUUCAAAGUCAAACGAUGUGUUGGUUGACACAACUCCACCGCACAUUGAGUUUGUGAAGUGUAUUGAUCCCAGUUACUCUUCAGAUGAAGCCAUUGAGUUUCUUGGGAUGAAUAAUACAAUUGGUGUCAAGUGGGAAGCUGAAGAAGACGUGAGUGGCAUUGUCUCUACGUUUGUCAGUAUUGGUUCAGCUUUUGGUAAACAGGACAUCAUUGCAGACAUAUUUGUUGAUGCCAAUAAAUCGAUCACAAUUGACGAUGGCCUCGAUAGUAAACUAAUCCAUAUGCAGAGAUACUUUGUGAAUGUUAAAGUAGAAAAUGGAGCUGGAGAGAACACUAUAAUGUCAUGUAAUUUUACGGUGGAUAUACGUCCUCCAGACACAAGUAAUGCUACUGCCUCUUCCAUGUUUUCUGAAUCUAUGAAUGCCAGCGAUCACGUAGUUGAGAUGACAAACUACACAGACAGAGUAGGUCUGACGUGGGAUAAUGAAAGUAUCAUCGGUGCACAUUAUUAUGAAUGGAAAAUUGGCAGUUCUUUCGAUGGAGAUGACAUUUUCCCUCUAAUAAUAAUUGGCACAAAAGAAGUGAGAAGUGUGGCAAUUGUUUCUGGUACAAUGAUACUCGAUGACAGGGAGACAAAUUCAAGUCUUCGAGACAUCGGUGAGCGAACUGUGACAAACAUUAAUAAAACAGAAGAUCCUUCUACUACGGACAAAAAUCACUUCCAAUUGGAACCUGGGCGCUGUGUUUACCAGUCUCUCUAUGUUGUCAGUAGAUCACAUCUACACAGUAAAAUCCAUGCUCCACCAUCAUGUAUUAAAAGAGAGAAUGACACAGUAAUUGAAUCAGGCGAAGAGCAUGUUGUCGUGUAUGACAAUGAAACAUUGAUUGCUGAUAAAGUGUUCGACGCAAUUCAAAAGCCUGAACUUACAUUUGAAUUUAAUGUUGAUAUCGGCAGCAUCUCGCUUGGCGUUCUUGACCAGUCCGAUGUUCAAAGUCCAUUUGGAUCAGCAGCAUCAGCAAAUUACAAACCGUAUUUAGUGGAUCCAGAUCAAACAUCGGACCAGUUGUCUCGGUUUCUCAGAACAAGGUUUGUAUCACAAACGAAUGCAAUGUUUUACAUUGCUCCAUUUCCACAAAUCAGACUCAAGAAAAAUAUACUUGUGCGCAAACCUUAUGACAGGAACAGUUUGAAACCUAAUACCGAAGUUGCACUUCUUUACUGGGACAAUGGUGAUCAGUUGUGGCGAAGUGUACAGGAACCAUGUGGUCUGGAAAACAUGGUCAAGCUGACAGAAAGAUCAUUUGAAACUGAGGUGUGUGGAGCUACAUUCAGUGAUACACCCGUGACGUUUGUGAAACAUGGCAUUGAGAAAAGAAGCAUUGCCGAGUUGUCUUCUCCUAGACAUUUCAUGAUAGCUGUAAUUAACAAAGAACUUCGCAAUUCCAUACCAUCUAUUGUGACUACAAACAUUGAUGGCAAAGAAGAUCAUAUUUUAGAGGCUACAAUAGAAUUUAAUGACCAUGAAGAAGAUAAUCUCACAUUUACUUUGAAAACUCAGCCAUCACAUGGUACUGCACAUAUAUCUUCGUAUGGGAUAUUGCGUUAUGUACCUAAUCAAGAUUUCACUGGUAAGGACAAAGUAGAAAUAUCUGCCUCUGAAAUAGUGGAUGCUCCAGGUGCAGAACCCAAUGAGAUUUCAGCUGUGAUCCACAUUAACAUGAAUAAUAUCAAUGAUGCCCCAUUUUUGCUCUUCCAAAACUCCAGGAACAAUUUUAUAAACUCUGAAGUAACGGACUUUGUUGAUGUUGAACUUACAAAUGAAAGUACAACGCAUCUGGUCGGUACAUUUUGGAUGACAGAUAUAGACAAUCCUGACAAUCUCACCUACUUCACGAAAUUUUCAGAGCAGUCAACCACUAUGAAUUUUACACUGGUUUCACCACCUACUCCAGACCAAGAAGACGUACAAGUCAUCCUGACUGGUUCAUAUGGCACCAUUACAAAGCAGCAGCUCUGGUUGCACCAUCAUCCAAAUUACACAGGCUCAACAAAAAUGUCCUUUAUCGUUAUGGACCAUGAUAAUGCCUAUAGUCGUCCUAUAACUAUAGAAGUACAUGUGCAUGUCUGUGUAACGCCACAUACAGAUGACGAUCUUUCUGAAGUGGACGGAGGUCUUUCUUCUAUUGACAUUACUGUGGGUGUCGUCUGUUGUGUCAUAGUCCUAGCUCUCAUUGCUGCCUUUUCCUUCUGGCACUACCUGAAGUCAAAGAACACAAACAGAUAUACGAGUAUUGCACCUGACACUUUUGUUAAUGCCACCUACGAUGCCAGUGACCCUAGUGCUCUAGAGGUACCACCGGAGAUCUUUUAGAAUAAAGUAUUCCUCAGCCAUGAAGAUGCCUCAAGAACGACAGAAGAAUAUGUGGAACACGUCCAGUUGACAUAUCAGAAAUCUAACGUUUGCUGAAUAUAACUAUUUGCAUAGACGUGUUCAAUGUAUGUGAUAUAUAGUAUAUGUUAUUCAAUUCAGGUAUUGAUGUAUUUAGCUAUUAAUUCUAGUAAUUGUGUGUGCUACUCUGCUAAACGACUGCAGGUAACUGAACAAUCACAGUGACUAUGAUUGAGAAUAAAACACCGAGAUAUAUAUGCUAGGCACUUACAUUUCAAAAGACAGCUGAGGGACAUAUUUACAUGAUAUACUUUACACAUAUAUUAGAGCAUGCAGUUUGAGUUUAUUUUGGAAUAUUGCUAAAAUACAGACAUGCAAUUGAUAUAUGUACAUUUUGUGUUGAUUUACAAAGGGCUGUCAGGUGUUUGUUAAAUAAUAUUUAUUUGCAAAGAUGUAACCAGAAAAGACAAAUAUUAGAGCAUGCAAUUUGAGAGUUUAUUGUCGAAUAUUGUAAAAAUUCAAAUAUCCAUUGCAACGUUAACUAUCAGUAGACAUAAGUACAUGCUAUAUCGAUUUACAAAGGGGUCAGAUAUUUGGUUUUAAAAUAUAUUUCUUUGCAAAGAAAUAAAAAAAGAGACGAUUUUUAGAAGCACUGCUUACAACAUAAUAAAGUGUUUUAGUGUAGCGCUAAAUACUAAUUUACAGGGAAUUAAUAUAAUUAAAAUAUACUCAGUUAAA
This is a messenger RNA of Gigantopelta aegis, 10188 nucleotides long. RefSeq lists its product as uncharacterized. Lineage: Eukaryota; Metazoa; Mollusca; Gastropoda; Neomphalida; Peltospiridae. The record is from RefSeq and is a predicted model, not a curated record.